Molecule: messenger RNA, 1416 nt
Organism: Xenopus tropicalis (tropical clawed frog)
Lineage: Eukaryota; Metazoa; Chordata; Amphibia; Anura; Pipidae
Product: zinc finger CCHC domain-containing protein 3-like
Exons: 3
Coding region: 1-1416 (471 amino acids)
Biological process (GO): activation of innate immune response
Molecular function (GO): zinc ion binding; double-stranded DNA binding; RNA binding
Source: RefSeq, a predicted model, not a curated record
AUGAGUGACCCAUCGGGUAGGAGAGUGGAGACCCGCUUGGGUUCUAGCAGGAGGGCUGCAGGAGCGGCGGCCAUAACAGACAGCGCUGCUGCACAGAAAGCUAUGCUGAUUGAAAGAAAGAAGCGACCGGCACGUAAGACCUCACCUAGGAAAGUUCAAACUAGCUCACCUGGCUGUGUGGGGGAGUCUGCCCGGGGAAUCCAGGCCGGCGUGCCUGCGGGAAGCUGCGGGACGGAGGCCUGGGAGGAACAGGAAGCAGGCGCCAUGACCUCUGGGACCGGUGAGCAGGAGAGAGGCAGCAUGGAGGUGCCGGGAGCAGCGGGGGAGAGCCCUGUCGCUAUGGAAGUUGCUGAAAGUGCACUGAGUGAGGAGCCCAACAUGGCCGCCGGCCCACAGACUGAGGUGGCAGAGCCGGGCAAGAGGAGGAACGUAGUGAAGAUUAAGUGGGUGCAGGGGAGAGAGGGGUUCCCGGGCAGGAGAUACGUAGCCAGGAGGCUGAUCAAGGAGACCCUGGGUUUCACCCCAGAUGAUGUUUAUGCCCUAGUCACUGUCAUUGAUACGGAGUUUGACUUGAGCUUUAAGUUGCCCCAGGGGCUGGAGGAAUUUUGGAAGGGGUAUGAGAGAGAGAGGGGCUCGGCCGUGUGGAACGGAUUUGAGGUUAUUCCGGUUUCAAAGCCGGAGGUUAAAAAUGUGACAAUUAUUUUUAAAAGCGAGUCCAUAAAUGAGGAGGAUGUGAUGUUUUGGCUAAAGCGGCAGUGCCAGGUACUCUCCCCUUUAAAGAGAAUCUAUGAUGAAGAGGGUUUUUGGAUAGGGGGGUGGAAGGUCCAGGUGAGACUGCACUCUCAUCUCCAUGUGCAGAAACAUCUCCCCAACUCUCUGUUUCUAGGGAAGGACAGGGGGGUGUGUUUCUAUGUGGGCCAGCCCCGGGUCUGCUUUAAAUGUGGCUCCAAUAGGCAUCUGGCCGGCAAAUGUACCGUACAGAAAUGUGCCUUUUGUGGGGAGGUGGGACACCCAAGCAAGGACUGUGUCACCAUUAGGUGCAAUCUCUGCCUGAAACUGGGCCAUGCACACCGGGAUUGCCCCGACGCCUGGCAUAACGUCCAGAAACAGUGCCCAAACCUGCUGGCGGAACUGAGGGAGGGUAUGGGGGGCGAGGAGGGACCGGAGACUCAGGGAGCAGCGCAAAGGGGGACUGAGGGAGGAACAGAUUUGGGGAACGGAGGAAGUAUUUCUGGGGAAGGGGUGGAGCUCACUGAGAGGGAGGAGCAAGGGGCGGAGAAACAGGAUUGGCGGGUGGUUGGUGGAAACUCAAAGAAAGUAAAUAAGAGAAAGGCUGUGCCCAAAGAGAUGGCGUGCAACUCGGAUGCUUCACCCUGCAAUGUUAAUUUACCCUCACUCGAGCAUCCUUGUAUAUGA